CAAGGCAGUUUGCCUAGAAUUGAAGCCAGAGCCAACCAAAGUAAGACGCUCUUUUGAGGCCAUGCCAGCAGCCAGGCCUGAGAUCCGUGGGGAAGUGACCUGGAGUCAGGGGUCAUUCGCUGAUCCUAGGGGCCAAGACCUGUCCCAGAUGCUGGAUUACAAAACAGUCAAACAAGAAGGGUCGUUUACCAAAGCGGGAGUGACGCAGGACCUAAAGAAUGAACUCAGGGAAGUGAGAGAAGAGCUCAAGGAGAAAAUGGAGGAGAUAAAACAGAUAAAGGACAUAAUGGACAAAGAUUUUGAUAAACUUCAUGAAUUCGUGGAAAUUAUGAAGGAAAUGCAGAAAGAUAUGGAUGAGAAGAUGGACAUUUUAAUAAAUACACAGAAGAACAAUAAGCUAAGAGGACCCAAAGAGCAGCAGGAACUGAGGCUGAUGGGAAAGACUCACAGAGACCCACAGCUCAGGCUCCAGAAAAUGGACGGAGCCAGCGGACCCAAUGGAGCACCCUUUGCUCUUCACAAGAAGACGGUGGCACCUCAGAAAGCAAAACAGGGCUCCCUGGAUCCCCUGCAUCAGCGCGGGACCUGCUGCGAGAAAUGUUUGUUGUGUGUCCUAAAGAACAACUACAAUCAGGGUGGGAAAUACUCACACCAGGUCUGGGCACCCUUUUCACCCUUGGCUUCUGGAGCUGCCUUCUGAUUUAUCUGUACCUCGGCCCCGCUGACAUCGAAUAUGUGCUUCCAACCUAGUGCAGCCGCAGAGGGGCUCGGCAGUUCCGGUUCCUCACCUCCCCUUCCUUGAACUGCACAGUCAGGGCUUUUGUCCUCUGGAAUACCACCCCAGGCCUCCACUGGAGAUUAAACACCUUCACUGAAAGCCAAAGGGGAUGUCAUGCUUUUGAGUACCAGUCUAAAACUUGAGUGUGUGGCGGUCACUUCUUUUUCUCUAUCAGUGUAUUUCAGACUCCAGCCCCUCCCCCUGCUUCCUGAUGGACUGGUGGGAAAUUCCAUCUUAGUCAUCUUAGGGUCCUCCCAAACAUCACCUCCCUCCAUUCCACCUGGGUCUGCAAAGGUCCCAGGUCCCAGCAUGGGGAGGGCCCAUGAUGACAGCGGAUGUCAGUCUGUAUGGUCUCAGGAGAGACCUCCCUGCCUGGCCCGCCUGCUCCUCUCCAUGUAAUCAGCUCUCACCUGUGCAUGGGGCCCAGGUGUCUUGGGUGACACAGGGAACCCCUGGGCUUCGAGUCCUGCCUGCCCCCCUCCCCUGAGUCUUGUCACCUAGCAGGACACAGGCCCUGCUGCUCAUAGUAAUAGGGGGGCUUUCUUGGGUUAUGGGGAUCCAUCCUUCUCACCCCCUUGAAGAUUUCCUCUCCCUCCCUCCACCCCCAAAGGGAACAUUCCUUCAGAGGCCUCAGGUUUUUACAAAGGUGGAGAGGAGCCAGUGACCACCCAACCUCCUGUGGGCCAUGCUGUGCCUGCCCCAAAGUUCCAGACUGAGGGAAGGUGAAGCUUGACUGCCAGCUUGAAAUGACAGGAAAGAAGAUACAGAGCAGUGUUCCAUAAACUCUCCUACCCUGGGUGUGAUUCUUUGGCUUCAGUUUGAAGGAGGAGGAAUUCAUGCGAGUUCCUAUUUUAUUUCACACCAGUUCCUCCUUAUUUCAUCUCUUUGCUAAGCUGGCUGCUUCUACAGUCUAAUAAAUAAUUGGC
Molecule: messenger RNA, 1704 nt
Organism: Saimiri boliviensis boliviensis (Bolivian squirrel monkey)
Lineage: Eukaryota; Metazoa; Chordata; Mammalia; Primates; Cebidae
Gene: TEX35
Product: testis expressed 35
Cellular component (GO): nucleus
Source: RefSeq, a predicted model, not a curated record